Molecule: messenger RNA, 552 nt
Organism: Seminavis robusta
Lineage: Eukaryota; Bacillariophyta; Bacillariophyceae; Naviculales; Naviculaceae
Source: the annotation of a GenBank genome assembly
AAUGCCAAGAAGAGCCCAAGCGGCGAGGCUCCCGUUGAAACAGAGAGGUCUGCUGAUUCGAGAAGCGAAGAAAUGACCCACGAAGAUGGUAAAGAGGAUGAGGCUCCCAUUGAAACUGCUGAUGCGCCUGUCCAGGAGCAACACCGAGGACACGAUAUGAGCGCUUAUGGUAGAAGGCUCAAGUCAAAGUUCGUCGAGGAUCCCUUGUUUCGAAGAGCUGGCUCGAAUGUCGAGCACAGGACCAGUGAUGCUAGCAAUGCCUCAGCUCGUCCAGGUGCUACAUACGCCCCAGGUGGCACUGUCAAUUCCACUCGCUUCCACAGCUUGCAAGGCAAUAGUCGAGUCAAUGGAAUCCCUCCUCCAUCCGCUGUUCCCCCUCUGCAUGCAGUAGCAACGAACUCGAAUGCGGAUCCUGAAGCAGGAGUGGGUGGUUUGGGAAACCUGAUUGAGGCCGAGUUGGUUCAGGAUCCAGCUAUUCGACAGUUCCUUGAUGAGGAUGUGAUGGCGGCGGAAACAAGGAGUAAUUGCCACUGCUGUGUCGGUGGAGGUUGA